Molecule: messenger RNA, 2600 nt
Organism: Pantherophis guttatus
Lineage: Eukaryota; Metazoa; Chordata; Lepidosauria; Squamata; Colubridae
Gene: OTUD1
Product: OTU deubiquitinase 1
Biological process (GO): protein K63-linked deubiquitination
Molecular function (GO): cysteine-type deubiquitinase activity
Source: RefSeq, a predicted model, not a curated record
UGUCUCGCAACGUGCUGAAGGGCGGGAAGUAAACAAGGCCCGGCCUUCCCUGGCCGCUCCCCCUCUGCCGGGCCUCCAGUACCUUCCAGGAGGGCCUAGGCCUGCGAAAGGGAGGAGGGAGCCGCCCAGAGCUGUGGCGCAGCAGGAAUUCCCGCUUCGGCGCGGCCCGAGGAAAACGGGAGGGCGAAGGGAGGGGGCGCUGUUUCUGCGGACCCACCUCCCCGCCUGCGUGAGGAACUGAGGAGGGGGCGGAAGCGGUCUCAGGACGCCGACGCCGGGGGGGCGGGGAUGCCCGAGGCUAUUUUUACUCGCUCGCCUCAUCCUUUCUGGCUACUUGCACGGAGGGGCGGCGGCAAAGCGGCGGCCGCAGCGGUUGCUCCCUAGCCCGGCCCCUGCAGCCUUCCUGGGUUGCUGUGAGCGCCGCCACCGCAACAGCCUAUAAAGAGCCGAGGAUGCAGCUCUACAGCACUAUCGUCACUCAUUAUCCGGCCGCGGCGGCAGCAGCAGCAGCAGCGGCGGCGGCGGCGGGAAGCGGCGCAUCCAGCGGGCCGGGAGUCGUGUUCAAAGUCUCGCCGGAGCCCGCGGGACAAAGCCCGGUUGGAAUUGAGAGCGACGUCGGAGGUGGCGGAGGAGGGACCGCGAGUGCCGUCACAGCCGGAGCAGCCAACACCAUGCCCGCCUUCUCUUGCCUGGAACUGCUGCCUUCGGCGGGGCCCGUCCAGAGGAAGCCGCCGACGCCGCAGCAGCAGCCGCCGCAACCGCAAGUCUUUGGCUCCGUGGCUCAAAUGACCCGCCGCCGGCAGCUUGAGAGAGUCGUACCCAUCCAACUGGUGCCGCACUCGGAGUCCGUCGGAGCGGUGGGGGAGCUGGACCCGCAGGCGUCUCCCAAUGCCCACCCGUGGCUGCUGCUGGAGAGCAGUGGGGGCGAAGUUGCGGCCGCCGCCCAGCCAACCUUGCAGCCGGAGCCCAGCAAUCACGGGCUCCGCUUCAACGAGCAUUGCCAGGCCUUGCAAGCGGCGGCAGCAGCCGGCUCCUACUCGGGAAUUGCAGCUGAGUCUCAGCCCGCCACCACAUUGAAAGUUGCCGAGGAGGCGAGCCCAAGCCAGUUGCGUCAGACGGAGCGGAGCGAGAAGCUGGCGUUGUACCUGGCCGAGGUGGAAAAGCAAGAUAAGUACCUGCGGCACAAAGGCCGCUUCCGCUUCCAUAUCAUUCCCGACGGCAACUGUUUGUACCGGGCCGUCUGCAAAGCCAUCAAUGGGGACCAGCGGCUGCAUGGGGAUCUUCGCGAGCAGACCGUGCACUACAUCGCCGACCACCUGGAGCACUUUGCACCCAUCAUCGAAGGCGACGUGGGGGAGUUCCUGAUCAACGCGGCCCAGGACGGCGCCUGGGCCGGCUACCCUGAGCUUCUGGCCAUGGGGCAAAUGCUGAAUGUCAAUAUCCACCUCACCACCGGAGGCAGAUCCGAGAGCCCGACCGUCUCCACCAUGACCCACUACCUGGGCCCCGAGGAUCCGAGCCGAGCCAGCAUUUGGUUGAGCUGGCUUAGCAACGGCCACUAUGAUGCUGUGCUGGAUCGUCAGUGUCCCAAUCCAGAAUAUGAAGAGUGGUGCAGGAAGACUCAGGUGCAGCGCAGGAGGGAUGAGGAGCUGGCCAAAACCAUGGCAGUGUCCUUGUCCAAGAUGUACAUUGAGCAGAAUGCCUGUUCCUGAGAUAGGCGUUGCAUCCCUUACCUGCUGUUCUGGUGCCUUAAUUGUUCUCCAUUUCUUUCUCUAGCAGUUGUAAUUCUUACAUGGAGCAAAAACCUGAAGAGAAGGAAGGGAGAGAGAGAUUUAUAAUGAAUGCUUAUCUAUAGAUUAUCAGAUACUAGUUAUUUUCCUAUCUUUCAUUUUGUGUAUAUAAUGUUUCUUUUAUUUCCAUACACUCUGUUCUUUAAGAGAGGAUUUUCUUUUUUUCUUUUUGCACUUUUUCUAGUCUUUGUUCACCGCCAAAAUAAAAUUUAAUUUCAUUCUUUCUUUGCCUAUAGAUUUUUUUUCUGGCCUACAUGGCUGAUAGCAUAACAGUUAUUUUAUGUUAAUAUCUGACACAUUAACAGUAUCAUUCUUUCAAUGAAAAAUUGUAUUGCUUUCUAGCAAAGGUGGAGAGCAAUUGGGCUUCUAUGUUCAGUUAGCUGGAGUAAGCUGGGUUUUCAGUUUAUUUGAUUGAUCUUUUUUGUUUGUUAAUCACACAUAAACAAUGUGGUUUAAAAAAACUUGCAGACACAGAAAGAUACUUUAAAAGUAGUCUUGCUCUUUUUAGGAGUAUAAAUGCCUCCUGUCUGCCCCUUGGUAGUCCAUCAGCAGGUUUAUCACAUUCUUUUGUUUCUAAUUGGCUUAAGAUAGUAUUAUGUACAAAUAUAUUUAUACUAAGUUUGUAUGGUUUGCUGGGUCAAACAACCAAGGUAGAAGCCACCCUCUUCAAUUUUGAAUGAACUGAAAUGGUUAGAUAUAUUUAUUAAAUGGAGUUUGUACUUUUUUAUCUUGUGACUUUGGAAUUUAUACUGUAUUUGUAUAAUAGCAAUAUUCUUAGCAUUCUGGAAUAAAUGUAUAGUUUUGCUUGGA